This is a messenger RNA of Gryllus bimaculatus (two-spotted cricket), 484 nucleotides long. The record is from the annotation of a GenBank genome assembly. Lineage: Eukaryota; Metazoa; Arthropoda; Insecta; Orthoptera; Gryllidae.
AUGGCUGCAAUUACCUCACUACGAUUAGGACCAUACCUUUUCUACCAGUCACGUUGUGCUUUCCGUCGCUGCUCUGAAAUGCGAGACACGUCUGUGUUUGCGCAUACAGUCGUGCGCGCGGGGACAGCGGGCCGUCCAGAACCCAGAGAGACGCACAAAUCGGCUCUUUGCCUCACACAAACGCGCAGAAUUAAAAGAGAUCAUCGCCAGGAAAUUAAACGUGAAGAUGAAACUAAGAACAUUUGAACUAAGGAAUGUGUCCCUUCAGCUUGUUCCUCUCUGUCUUUCUUCAAUUUCCGAUCUCGCAAUGUUGGAAGUGAAUUCAUGAACAGGGAAGGGAUAAGACUCCAUACUUUUUGUUCACAUUUUCUAUGAUAAAGCUCUGUGGAAUUGAAGCAUGUCAAAGUCACGAGCAAGGUAACAAGCUUUCUAGAGUUUGCGGGCCAAGAACAACCAGCACGCAGUUUAAAGGUAAGAUUUGUAC